AUGGGCCUGCUGGAUUUCAUCGCCUCCAUCAGAGACCGAGCCGACAAGUUUCUGAAUGAGAAAAAUGUGGUGACAGACUUUCUGGGGAAAUUGGAAGAGAAGAGUGGGAUCAGGAAGAAGAUCAUUGCAGUAGGUGCCGUCUCACUGACUGGACUCUACCUGGUGUACGGAUAUGGUGCCGCACUCCUCUGCAACCUGAUCGGUUUUGUCUAUCCAGCGUAUUAUUCAAUCAAAGCCAUUGAAAGUUUAAACAAAGAAGAUGACACCAAAUGGCUCACCUACUGGGUGGUGUAUGGCGUCUUCAGCCUGGGCGAGUUCUUCUCCGACAUUUUCCUCUACUGGUUCCCGUUCUACUACGCUUUUAAGUGUCUCUUCCUGUUGUGGUGCAUGGCCCCGAUGACGUGGAACGGCUCCCAGAUCCUCUACAACAAAGUGGUUCGUCCCGUCUUCCUCCGCCACGAGGCCACGGUGGACAACAUGGUCAGUGACCUCAGCGGGAAAGCCAUGAGCGCCGCCGAGAACCUCACCAGAGAAGUCCUGACCACUCUGGUGAAAAAUAAAAGCCUGGUGAAUCCGUUGGCAACGAUGACUCAGUCUGAACCGAGAAGUUUACCAAGUACAUCAGGAGAAACAUCAGCAGCUAGAGUAGCUCCAUCUGAACCGAGCGAAGAACGCAUAGCCUGCAGAUAG
This is a messenger RNA of Scomber scombrus (Atlantic mackerel), 690 nucleotides long. RefSeq names its product receptor accessory protein 6 (gene reep6). The record is from RefSeq and is a predicted model, not a curated record. The coding region runs from base 1 to 690 and encodes 229 amino acids. The transcript is spliced from 6 exons. NCBI's taxonomy places the organism in Eukaryota, Metazoa, Chordata, Actinopteri, Scombriformes, Scombridae.